Molecule: messenger RNA, 1415 nt
Organism: Ricinus communis (castor bean)
Lineage: Eukaryota; Viridiplantae; Streptophyta; Magnoliopsida; Malpighiales; Euphorbiaceae
Product: thiol-disulfide oxidoreductase LTO1
Exons: 7
Coding region: 113-1225 (370 amino acids)
Molecular function (GO): oxidoreductase activity
Source: RefSeq, a predicted model, not a curated record
UUUAAGCUACAAAUAAAAUUACCCUGUUAACUGAGAGCAGCUACGCAUUGGCCACAUGUUUGUUCAUUAAAGAGAUUGUUAAAGACGAACAGAGAAACAGAGGCUACAACAAAUGGCCUCCUUCGUCACCUUCUCAUCAUCAUCACCACCAGUCUUGUCCCAAACCUCAUUUCUUCCCUCUCCACCAUCUCGUUCCUUCAUACCCAUCACCCAAUUCAAGAAGAGUUGGUAUUGGGGUUGGAGAGUGAAUUGCAUGUCCUCAGGUCCAACUCCAGAUAUUGAAUCAGAGCCCAAAACAACAACGUCUUCAUCAUUCUCUAAUUGGAGUAUUUCUACAAACAGUUGGUGUGCAGCGCUCGGAAGUAUUGGGUUUCUUGAAACUGCAUACUUGACUUAUCUCAAGCUCACUAAUUCUGAUGCCUUCUGCCCAAUUGGGGGUGGUAGCUGCGGUGACGUUUUGAACAGUGAUUACGCUGUCGUUUUUGGUGUUCCACUUCCAGUAAUUGGAAUAGUGGCAUAUGGUUUAGUGGCCUCACUUGGUCUACUAUUGCCCGGAAAGAAUUUACCUUUUGGAAUUGGGGAGGCUAAUGGUCGUUUGAUUUUGCUUGCUAGCACUACGUCCAUGGCAGCUGCUAGUGGAUAUUUUCUUUACAUACUUAGCACUAAAUUUUCAGGAGUGUCUUGCUCAUAUUGCAUAUUCUCAGCUUUCUUGUCAUUCACCUUAUUUUUCAUCACUUUAAAGGAUUUUGGCUUGCAAGAUACACAAAAAGUAUUGGGUUUGCAAAUUUGUGUAGCAAGCUUAGUGGUUGCUGCCUUGAACGCCUCAUAUGGUACUUCUCCACCUAUCUCCUCAAGCAGUCUGGCUGAAGUCGACCUACCAUAUGUUACCUAUGAGAUAACUGCACCAUCAAGCCCGUUUGCACUUUCUCUUGCAAGACAUCUAAAGUCUAUAGGAGCUAAAAUCUAUGGAGCUUUCUGGUGUUCUCAUUGUUUAGAACAAAAACAGAUGUUUGGGAAGGAUGCAUCGAAAAUGUUGGACUAUGUGGAAUGCUUUCCCAAUGGGUAUAGAAAAGGAACUAAAAUAGCCAAGGCAUGUGCAGAUGCUAAAAUUGAAGGGUUUCCAACAUGGGUGAUUAAUGGCGAGGUUGUGAGUGGAGAACUGGAACUGUCGGAACUCGCACAACUUUCAGGUCUUGAACUUAGUAACUCAAGUCAACCUACUUAAGUCAAGAGUAACCUGUUGUGUAGCUUUAGCACAUGUACAGCUUUUAUAGAUGAUCUUAAACUGCGUAAUCAAUAGAAUAUGAAUGGUCAGGAUACUGGAUUUGUUAUUUGGUGCCUCAAACAAAAUAUUCGCUCUGGCUAUUAUUUAUACAACAAGAGGUAUUCUCGAUGAAAAAUUAUGAUUUUGAUGA